Messenger RNA from Doryrhamphus excisus (bluestripe pipefish), 1799 nucleotides. It is a transcript of the gene aldh1a3, whose product is annotated as aldehyde dehydrogenase 1 family, member A3. Gene Ontology annotation, molecular function: oxidoreductase activity, acting on the aldehyde or oxo group of donors, NAD or NADP as acceptor. The record is from RefSeq and is a predicted model, not a curated record. NCBI's taxonomy places the organism in Eukaryota, Metazoa, Chordata, Actinopteri, Syngnathiformes, Syngnathidae.
AAAGCCGAGGCGGAGCAGGAGGAGCUCACAUGAGUCGGCUACCCACCAGGAAUGUCUCACAACGGGACCACAGAAAACGGAGCGGCCCUCCCCCGGCCCGUCCUGGUACAAGAGGUCAGGUACACCAAGAUCUUCAUCAACAACGAGUGGCGAGCAUCCAGCGCAGGAAGGACCUUUGCGACAUUUAACCCCGCCACGGGGGUCAAGAUCUGUGACGUGCACGAGGCAGACCACGAGGAUGUCAGCAAGGCGGUGGCAGCGGCAAAGGCGGCGCAGCGAAGAGGCUCAGCCUGGCGUAGGAUGGACGCAUCCAGCAGGGGGCGCCUGCUGCACAAACUGGCCGAUUUGAUGGAGAGGGAUCGACUUCUUCUGGCGACUUUGGAGACGAUGGACACGGGGAAGCCCUUCCUGCAGUCCUUCCUGGUGGACUUGGACGGGAGCAUCAGAACGCUCCGAUACUUUGCUGGCUGGGCCGACAAGAUCCACGGAAAAAGUCUCCCGGUCGACGACACCUUUGUGUGUUUGACGCGACACGAGCCCGUUGGCGUGUGCGGCGCCAUCAUCCCAUGGAACUUUCCUCUGCUCAUGCUGACGUGGAAAAUGGCGCCGGCUCUGAGCUGUGGAAACACGCUGGUCAUCAAACCAGCCGAGCAGACGCCGCUAAGCGCUCUCCAUGUCGGCUCCCUCAUCAAAGAGGCCAACUUCCCACCGGGCGUGGUCAACAUAUUGCCAGGAUUGGGACCCACAGCCGGCGCCGCCAUCGCCAGUCACAUGGACAUCGACAAAGUGGCCUUCACGGGGUCCACGGAGGUUGGUCAGCUGAUUAAAGAGGCGGCGGCCAGAAGUAAUCUGAAGCGUGUGACGCUGGAACUGGGCGGGAAGAACCCCUGCAUCGUGUUUGCGGACUGCGACUUGCAGCUGGCGGUGGAGGAGAGUCAGAAAGGAGCGUUCUACAACCAAGGCCAGUGCUGCACGGCGGCGUCACGCGUCUUCGUGGAGGAGAGCAUCUACGAGGAGUUUGUGCGUCGCAGCGUGGAAAAUGUUAAAAAGAUCGUGAUGGGGGACCCUCUGGAUCCUUCCACUUCACAUGGUCCUCAGAUCGACAGGAAGCAGUUUGACAAGAUCAUGGAUCUGAUCGAAAGCGGCAAGAAGGAGGGAGCGCGUCUGGAGUGCGGAGGAGGAGCAGCAGCAGCGAUGGGCGAGGACGGGCUCUUCAUCGCCCCCACCAUCUUCUCGGCUGUGAAAGAUGACAUGCGCAUCGCCACACAGGAGAUCUUUGGUCCGGUCCAGUGCAUCCUGAGCUUCAAAAGCCAGCAGGAGGCGAUAGAGAGGGCUAACAGUUCACAGUACGGCCUGGUGGCGGCGCUCUUCAUCUCCAGUGUGGACCGAGCUCUGUCUGUGUCGGCCGCCCUGGAUUGCGGCACCGUCUGGGUGAACUGUUACAACGCUCUUCAUGUCCAAACGCCAUUUGGAGGCUUCAAGAUGUCAGGAAAUGGACGAGAGCUGGGAGAGUACGCUCUGGCUGAGUAUUCCGAAGUGAAGGCCAUCACCAUCAAACUCAAUGAAACUCUGUGACGGCAGUCAAGCUUCACGACAGACCACGCCCUCCACCGAUCAGACCACGCCCUUCACCACCUUAGCCCGAAUGUGCCUGUAAUUCACUACUUCACUAUUUGUAUGAAUAAUAAUUACAACAGUAAAACAAUAACAAAUCACAUUGGUGCUGUGAAACAUGCAUAUGUAUUUUUGUCUACAAUAGUUUGAUAUUUAAAUAGACUCUUUAAUUAUAAUAAAGAACU